Molecule: messenger RNA, 292 nt
Organism: Plectropomus leopardus (leopard coralgrouper)
Lineage: Eukaryota; Metazoa; Chordata; Actinopteri; Perciformes; Serranidae
Source: RefSeq, a predicted model, not a curated record
CAGAUGUGUUGUGAAGAUCACAGGGGAGAUGGUGCUGUCCUUCCCUGCGGGCAUCACCAGGCAUUUUGCCAGUCACCCAACUCAACCCAUCCUCACCUUCUGCAUUAACAACUACAGCCGACUGGAGCAGGUCCUCCCCAAUCCACAGCUGCUGUGCUGUGAUUCCACAACAGACAGUGUCGACACCAAGGAGUUCUGGGUGAAUAUGCCAAACCUGAUGAGCCAUCUGAAAAAAGUGGCUGAACAGAAGCCUCAGGCGACAUACUACAAUGUGGAUAUGAUCAAAUAUCAG